Molecule: messenger RNA, 2344 nt
Organism: Salmo salar (Atlantic salmon)
Lineage: Eukaryota; Metazoa; Chordata; Actinopteri; Salmoniformes; Salmonidae
Source: RefSeq, a predicted model, not a curated record
UAUACAAUCCCCUCCCACUCUCUAGUGGGCAGAGUACUGCAGCGUUCAAGUGGCUGCUAUUUUGCAGCACCGAAAGCGCACUUCCAAGGAAGAGCUUAUUUGACGGAGGAUGAGAAAGGAUUUGGUGAAAUGGACUGGUAUUAUUUGUACACACUGUGGUUAAUUAUUGCUACACAAGAAGGCAGAAUAAUUGUGCAGAAGACGAGAUUAGAUUUCUAUGUUUCGCUUCUUAUUGCGAUUUCUUCCUCUGGCAGGUUAGUGUUGUGAGAUGUGCUCUAUUUGCCAUGGCAAGAGGUCUGUUUUCAUGGGUCUGGCUGAGGAAGCCCAUCUACAUACAGGCCCGAUUCUCCUACCUGCACAUGAAGUAUCUGUUCUUCUCAUGGCUGGCAGUGUUUGUGGGUAGCUGGGUGGUGUAUGUGGAGUACUCAUCCUACUCAGAGCUGUGUCGUGGACAUGAGUGCAAGAAUUCCAUAUGUGACAAGUACAGGAAAGGAGUGAUCGACGGCUCGGCAUGCAGAAGCCUGUGUGAAAAAGACACGCUGUACCUGGGGAAGUGUCUCUCUGCCAAGCCGAACAACCAGGUCAGAUCUGACUCUGAUCCAAGUUCUACGGUGUACUCAGGUGGCUGGGGGGACCUGGAGGGGGUGAUUAAGUGCCAGAUGGAGGAGGUUCCUCAUUAUAACCUGGGAGCUGAGAUGGAGCACAGGAAGGAGGCGUCGCCGUUCAACAAGCCCACCAAGGGAACUUCCGUAGAGAAGUUCAAAGAGAUGGUCCUCAGCCACCUCAAGACCAAGGUGGGUGAACAGGCCAACCUUCCAGACCUAGUGAGCCUGGUUUUCUCCGUGGCCGACUACAACAAAGAUGGCCUCAUCUCCUUGCCGGAGGCCCGCUCCAUGUGGGCUCUUCUCCAGCUCAAUGAGUUUCUGCUAGCAAUAGUCCUGCAGGACAGAGAGCACACCCCUAGGCUCCUGGGCUUCUGUGGGGACAUGUAUGUGAUGGAGAAGGUGCCCUAUGCUCCCCUGUACGGCAUCAGCCUGCCCUGGGUGGUGGAGCUGUGGAUCCCCGCGGGGGUACGACGCAGCAUGGACCAGUGGUUCACGCCCUCCUGGCCCCGCAAGGCCAAGAUCUCCAUCGGCCUCCUGGAGCUCGUUGAGGAUGUUUUCCACGGGACCUUCGGCUCCUUCCUCAUGUGUGACGUGAGCGCAGACGGCUUUGGUUACAACGACCGCCACGACCUGAAGGUGAUGGACACUCGCCACAUUGUCCCUGAGGCCACCUUCCAGAAAGCCAUGAGGGAGCGGCGAUGCGACACGGAAGAGGACUGUUUGUACGGUGCCGACUGUCGCACUUCCUGUGACCUCACCAAGCACCGGUGUACGCCAGAGGUGACGCAGCCCAACCUGGCCAAGGCGUGCGGCGCACUGAAGGAUUACCUCCUGAACGGGGCGCCGUCUGACAUUCAGGAGGAGCUAGAGAAACAGCUGUAUGCCUGUAUAGCAUUAAAGGGCUCGGCCGAACAGAUGGAGAUGGAACACUCGCUUAUACUGAACAACCUGAAGAGCUUGUUGUGGAAAAAGAUUUCGCACACCAAGGACUCCUAAUGAGGUUAAAACAUAGGUACAUCUAGACCCUGGAUUUGAAAGUAUUGGUUGGAACUGCGUUUCUACCAUUGUAAAUCCACACUUUGGGAAAGGGUGGAGAAUCAGGACACAGAUGAACACCACUGCUGCCCCCUAACGCCCUCUCCUCUAAGCUUUUUUGGGAACUAUAAUGAACAAAAAUAUAAACGCAACAUGUAAAGUGUUGGUUCUGUUUUUCACGAGCUGAAAUAAAGACCCCAGAAAUGUUCCAUACACACAAAUCUUACAUUUUGUGUAUAAAUGUUUGUGAGCGUUAAUCCAUCCACCUCACAGGUGUGGCAUAUCAAGAAGCUGAUAAAACAGCAUGAUCAUUACAGGUGCACCUUGUGCUGGGGACAAAAGGCCACUGAUCACAACGCCACAGAUGUUUCAAGUUGAGGAAGCAUGCAAUUGGCAUGCUGACUGCAGGAAUGUUCAACAGAGCUGUUGCCAGAGGAUUGACUGUUAAUUUCUCUACCAUAAACUGCCUCAGUUUUAGAGAAUUUGGCAGUACAUCCAACCGGCCUCAGGACCUCCACAUCUGGCUAAUUUACCUGUGGGAUCAUCGGAGACCAGCCACCUAGAGAAUUACUCCGUUUCAUCAGCUGUCUGUAAUGAAACUGAUUGGCUGGGCCUUUUGUUUUUAACCUAUGCCCUCCCAUGACUGUACCCCUGCUCAGUCAUGUGAAAGCCAGAUUAGUGACUAAUAAACUCAUUUCAAUUGA